Messenger RNA from Pristis pectinata (smalltooth sawfish), 1581 nucleotides. Its product is annotated as metalloreductase STEAP1-like. Gene Ontology annotation, cellular component: endosome; plasma membrane. The record is from RefSeq and is a predicted model, not a curated record. Lineage: Eukaryota; Metazoa; Chordata; Chondrichthyes; Rhinopristiformes; Pristidae.
AUGGAAAGUGGCAACAAAAUUGAUGAAUUUUUUGAGUUUGGUACAAAUGAAGGAUCGAAUUCCAGAAUAUCAACAGGAAAUUUGGCAACACAUAAUCAUCUUCAUUUUGAUAACUUUGAAUAUCCAUCACAACUGGAUAGACAACUGGAGCUUUUCCCCCAGUGGCGUUUUCCUGUCAAAUUAGCUGGGGGCAUGUCCAUAGUUGUUUUCAUUUACACUUUGCUCAGGGACAUCAUUCACCCCUAUUUGACUGAAAGCAAAAAUGUAUUUUAUAAAAUUCCAAUUCUGGUCAUGAACAAAGUUCUGCCAGUUGUUGCCAUCAUACUUUUGGCUUCGGUUUAUUUACCAGGAAUUUUGGCAGCCAUUUUCCAGCUUUAUUUUGGCACUAAGUAUAGACAGUUUCCUCAAUGGUUAGCUCGCUGGAUGUUAGUACGGAAACAGCUUGGACUCCUCAGCUUCUUUUAUGCUGUUCUACAUGCAUUCUUCAGUCUGUGCUAUCCUAUGAGAAGAUCGUAUAGGUAUAAAUUACUGAACUGGGCUUAUCAGCAGGUGAAAGAAAACAAGGAAAAUGCCUGGAUUGAAGAUGACGUCUGGAGAAUGGAAAUUUAUGUUUCCUUAGGAAUUUUGGGUCUCGCAAUUCUUGCCAUAUUGGCUGUGACUUCAGUUCCUUCUGUCAAUAAUACAUUGAAUUGGAGAGAAUUCCAAUGUAUACAGUCAAAGAUGGGAUAUUGCGCAUUAUUCCUAUGUACUCUUCAUGCGCUGGUGUAUGCUUGGAGAAAAUGGGUGGAGCUCAAGUACUUCGUCUGGUAUACACCACCAACAUUUAUAAUUGCAGUUUUUAUGCCUAUUACAGUUUUGCUAUGCAAAACAAUAUUUCUGUUCCCAUGUCUUGCAAAAAGAUUGAGUAGAAUUCGAAGAGGAUGGGAAUGGAAGUCAAAAUAUAAAAUGGAUCCCUCCCUUAGUACUGAUGCCUUGGAAGAUGAGCUGACAGCUAAAAUAUCAAUGCAUGAAGUGGGUGAUCAACAAUGACCCUAGAGUGCAAAUGAAUAGAACUUGCAAUUGAAUAUUAUGAUUCAUAUAUGUGGAAAAGCAUGUUGCCUCUGUGUGCUGCACCCUUUAUUCUGGAUAUCUUUCCUUUUUAUUAAGUGUUUCUCAUUGAGUUGUUUAAAUAUGUAACAUAUAUACCAGUGUACUAAUACAUUAUUUAAUACAUAAAUAUACUGGCAUAUCGUGAUAAAACAUCACUACAAGGCAAGGUUACUUCAUAUUCCCUACAACUUGUGCAGUAACCAAGUAUUAUUUUAAAAUUUUUAGUAGUCAGCAUGCAAGCUGAUUACUGAAAUGUAAAAAUAAAAAUAAAGCUUUUUAACUAUUCAAUAUUAAAGCCUGACAUCAUGUUAAUUAUUAUUUUUGAUCAUGAAAUUCUGCAAUUAUUUCCAAUAGAGAAACCAAAAACUAAAUGGUUAAUAGAAGACUUUAGUCUUUGCACUUAUUCUCCCAAAAUCAGGAACUGGGCGACUCCAGUAUUGAGGAAUAUUGUUAUUUUAAAUGUUUCCUUGAUUUACUUCCUAAUAUUAUCAA